Linum tenue is the source of this 277-nucleotide messenger RNA. The record is from the annotation of a GenBank genome assembly. Lineage: Eukaryota; Viridiplantae; Streptophyta; Magnoliopsida; Malpighiales; Linaceae.
AAACGAUCAAAGCUUUUCUUCACUACCUCAUCGUCGUCGUCGCCGCCGUUUACGAUUUCAACAACAAGAGUCCCGAUUCUUGACUCGUCCAUGACUGAAACAGAGAGCCAAGGGAGAAGUUCGAUUGGUUCGCACAGUGCUACCCUGUAAUGUCGAACGGUGAUGGGUCUCGAUGUCGUGGCGUGGUGGGAUUGAAUCACGAAUGCCUGGAAGGUGAUCGGCGAUAGUUGGCCACAUAGAUUGGCUCCGCUCUCCGUAUGAAGGAUCGAUCAGUCGG